AUGCACCGCGGCCGCCAGAGAGGAAGUUGCGCCAUUUGUCGACAUCAGAGCCGUAUGGAGACAGGCUGAGACCACAACCCGUCAUUUUCCCCCGAUUUCCUACAUUUUCUAGCGUCACAGACGUUUUCUGUCGCGUUGGUAUUUCACAAGAGAUACCGUAGAAACUAUUUGUUGGAGAAAGUUACAUCUGAGCGGUAAAGAUGCCGAAGAAUAAGGGUAAGGGAGGAAAGAACCGAAGAAGGGGAAAGAAUGAGAAUGAGUCGGAGAAGAGAGAGUUGGUGUUCAAGGAGGAUGGACAAGAGUAUGCACAGGUGACAAAGAUGCUGGGGAAUGGCAGACUGGAGGCCAUGUGCUUUGAUGGCCAGAAACGAUUGUGUCAUAUCAGAGGGAAGCUGAGGAAAAAGGUGUGGAUUAACACAUCAGACAUCAUUCUGGUGGGGCUGAGAGAGUACCAGGAUGCAAAGGCCGAUGUGAUCCUGAAGUACAACGCUGACGAGGCCCGGAACCUGAAGUUAUAUGGAGAGUUGCCAGAAUCCGUACGAAUCAACGACACAGUGACGUAUGGUGAGGGUGGUGAGGAGGAUGACAUCACCUUUGACGACUUUGAGAGAGAAGAGGAUGAAAUUGAGAAUAUCUAAGCUUCCAGUCCAGCAUCAGAAUCACUGUUCCUUGUUCUCACUAUGGAAGAAGAAGAAAGAAAAUACAAAGAUACAAGAACAUUUAAUCUAGGAUAUGCAGCUUGGAAUGCCUCUAACUUGUGCUGAAUUGUGUAGGCAGUUCAUUAAGAAUACUUUGUACUUGCAAUUUUUGAGAAGUGAAACAACUCCAUAUUUGUAUGUAUGACAUGUAAGCAAAAACAGAGGUUGGUUAAAAGCAAAGUAGUUUUAAAAAAGAAAAAUGGUUGUUAGAAGAUUUUUUUUGAAGCAAACAAAUCCAUGUAGAGGUAAGUUGCCUGGUAUGAUAUCUAGAAAUUGUCCUGUGUUGCUCAAAUUUGUGGUAUCUGGUCACACUGUAGGUUGGUUUUGAAUGAGAGUCAACAGAUAUGUGUUUUGAGUAGUGUAUUUAUAUGUCACAUCCAGGCAUUAUUCAACACACAUGUACAUGUGAUGAUUGUGACUACAGCAUGGCCCAAUUAUGUAUAUUCUGCAUGAGACAACAAGUUAAAGCAUCAAUAUUGUUGACAAUAUGAAGUCCUAUAUAUUGCAAAAUAAAAGAAAAAUACAUGGGCAAUGUCUGGUUUGGUAGUCCAAGCUAGCAAUAUAAUGUUACUUCUUCAAUAAACCAGUCUAUAUAAUGGGCACCUUGUAACUUACACAUGUAGAUUAUAAAAGGUAAAGAAAUGUACAAUACAUGAAACAAUGUUCAAGUACCACUGCUAUGUUAUUGUGGUGAAUUGUGCUGGUGUAUUGUUUUUCAGAAUGUGAAAAUAAAGCUGUAUCAAUCUCAUCAA
This is a messenger RNA of Branchiostoma belcheri (Belcher's lancelet), 1450 nucleotides long. RefSeq names its product eukaryotic translation initiation factor 1A, X-chromosomal-like. Lineage: Eukaryota; Metazoa; Chordata; Leptocardii; Amphioxiformes; Branchiostomatidae. Gene Ontology annotation, molecular function: translation initiation factor activity; RNA binding. Gene Ontology annotation, cellular component: cytoplasm. Gene Ontology annotation, biological process: translational initiation. The record is from RefSeq and is a predicted model, not a curated record. The coding region runs from base 201 to 638 and encodes 145 amino acids. The transcript is spliced from 7 exons.